GGGAGGGCGCGCAGUUGCGGGUCCUCGGAUUCAAGGACUCGUCCAAUCUUUAUGUGAAGAGCAGAAACUGUGGGCUGUUUAAUCCCAUGAAUUACUGAAACUUGUCCUAUCGGAAAACAAACGGGCACUUGUCGUCUGGGUAUUUGAAAAGCAGUAGCCAAUGAGGCAGACUUUGAGAGAUCCGGGCCCCGUCCCCACUGUUCGUGGAGAUGGGCUCUACUCAGAGCAUCUCAGGCACUCCAGCGCGGCCUCUGCCACACAACAAGCAUCUGGCUCGGAUAGCAGACCCUCGUUCACCAAGCGCCGGCAUCCAGCGCACUCCUAUUCAGGUGGAGAGCUCCCCGCAGCCAAGUCUGCCAACAGACCAGCUGAACAGUCCUAAACAAGCCCAGGACUCAGACCCCCGCUCUCCUACUCUUGGCAUUGCACGGACACCCAUGAAGAUCGGUGCUGCAGACCCUCAGAGUCCCCUGGUGAGAGAACUGAGUGAAGUAUUUGAGACCGAAGCUUCCAAAUCCAUCUCCCCAGCAGAGCUAGCUCUGCCCCAGCAAACACCUUCAUCUUCUGAACUGGACCUGCCUUUGGAGACUCAGUUAUCCCUAGAGGACCCAUUGCUGCCUUGGAGCCAGACUGAACUCCCCUCCAAACAGGUGUUUACCAAGGAGGAAGCAAAACAAUCCACAGAAACCAUAAUUGCCAGCCAGAACUCAGACAAGCCCUCAAGAGAUCCUGAGACUCCCCAGUCUUCAGGUUCUAAGCGCAGUAGACGGAAAGCAAACAGCAAGGUGCUAGGGAGAUCUCCUCUCACCGUCCUGCAGGAUGACAACUCCCCUGGGACAUUGACAUUGCGGCAGGGUAAACGACCUUCUCCUCUAAGUGAGAAUGGAAAGGACCUAAAGGAAGGAGUCAUUCUUGGAACUGGAAGAUUCCUGAAAACUGGAGGAGCAUGGGAGAAAAGCCAGGACCAUGACAAGGAAAAUCAACAUUUUGCUUUAAUGGAGAGCUAGGUCUGGGUCUGGAUUCGCCCAGAGCCUGGUGAUAGCCUCUUCCACAAGAGCACCGAGGAAAGUCUGGCUCCUCCCAGGCUACCACCUCUAGUACCUGGACAUUGUUUUGUUUUGUGUGUUUUUUUCAUAUUAAAGGAGAUGGUUUUAAAUGAUGCUUUAGGAAGUUAGAAAAGGCUGUGUUGGGUCUUCUGUGUGUGUAGAAUGGUAGCCUGGGGGUCUAUGAGCUCUGGAUAUGUCUCUCUACUGCCACUGCUAAGCCUCUUUUCUAUGCCUUAAGUUUUGAUGUUCUCCAAAGCUCUGCCCUUGG
Messenger RNA from Arvicola amphibius (Eurasian water vole), 1314 nucleotides. RefSeq names its product cell division cycle associated 3 (gene Cdca3). NCBI's taxonomy places the organism in Eukaryota, Metazoa, Chordata, Mammalia, Rodentia, Cricetidae. The transcript has 6 exons. Bases 210 to 1007 code for a protein of 265 amino acids. The record is from RefSeq and is a predicted model, not a curated record.